GAAUGGUUUCUAACUGGACCAAAAUUCCACCUCCGCUUUUCAAAAAAGUUGUCAUUGUGCUGAUAGAUGCUUUGAGAGAGGACUUUGUGUUUGGAACCAAAGGUAAACAGUUCAUGCCGUAUAUUACACAAGUUGUGGAAAAAGGGACGUCCUAUAGUUUCAUUGCUGAAGCGAAGCCACCCACUGUGACCAUGCCUCGAAUUAAGGCUUUGAUGACAGGUAGCAUACCUGGUUUCAUUGAUGUUGUUGUGAACCUCAAUUCUCCAGCUCUGUUGGAUGACAACCUGAUAUGGCAGGCAAAAGCAGCUGGGAAAAGGAUAAUAUUUUACGGUGAUGAUACUUGGAUUAAAUUGUUUCCAAAGCACUUCAUGGAAUAUGAUGGAACAACAUCCUUUUUUGUGUCAGACUUUACAGAG
Molecule: messenger RNA, 416 nt
Organism: Merops nubicus (carmine bee-eater)
Lineage: Eukaryota; Metazoa; Chordata; Aves; Coraciiformes; Meropidae
Product: GPI ethanolamine phosphate transferase 2-like
Exons: 2
Biological process (GO): GPI anchor biosynthetic process
Cellular component (GO): endoplasmic reticulum membrane
Source: RefSeq, a predicted model, not a curated record